AUGCCUAAACCAAGUCGAUCAGCCUUUUAUUUUUAUGCUCUUGAUUAUCAACGUCGUAUCCAGCGUGGUAAUGGUCAACGAUUGAGUAUCAAUGAAGCAAUAACCGCAUGUUAUGAUGAUUGGAAAUUAUUGUCUGAAGAAGAAAAGGCACCGUUUAAGAUAUUAUAUGAAGAUUGGCGUAUUCAUUAUCGCUCUGAUCCUGAAUCGGCUGUUAGUUCUAGUCAACGUUAUUUACAAGCAAAAAAGGCUAUCAAACAAGAAAUAAAAACUGAAAGAAUUCUCAGUGAACGUGAUAUUCCAUGUGAAGAAUUAAAAAUUCAUUAUGAUCGUUUCAGUUUUGAAAGAGAUUAUUUAGCAUUUCAAUAUUUACCAUUAGAUAUCAAUGAAUUAUUAACAAUGCCAAUUUAUAUAAUUAAUUUUCAAACGUUUUGUAAAGUUGAUGAAGAAGACGGAGGGCAAUAUGUACCUGCAGAAAUGUGUAUUCUUCGUUAUACAUUAGCUGAAGGUCCAACAAUACUUCGACAAGCAUUUAUCAAACCAGAUAAAAUUCCAACUGGUUAUAUGUCGGCAUGUUUAGAGCAUUUGAAAGGAACCCAUGAAAUACCAUUAAAAGAUUUUGCUGAAGCAACAGAUAAUUAUACAAUGCUUUAUCAACAAUUAAAAUCAAUCUUAAUACCAAAUGCGGUAACGAAACCAAGUAAUUUAUCUGAAGAUGAUCGUGUACGUCGACGAUAUCUUCGUUCAAUACAACCAUGCAUUUUUUUCCCGGCUGUGGAGUAUGAACAAACAAGUAAAUUAUUUGAUUGGUUACAAGAAAAAGCUGAAGGAAUAAAACCAAAUAAAGAUACACGUCUUGUUAAUUUUGCAAGUGUCGAAUCAUUAAUUAUGUUAUUAGUUGAAUUAAAAAAACAACGCAUUUCACGAGAUGAUGUCAAUAAAACGUUUGAAAAUGCUGCCUACUCAUUUAUGAUUGAAGAGCGUUGUAAUUAUCAUUCACAAUUAGGUAUAAGUUACUGUUCAGUUGCACGAUGUUAUGCAUCUGCUAAACUUAUAUCAUCCUAUUUAAAUCAAUUAUAUGCACCGGAAAGGCCUGCAUCAACAUUGAUGACCGGAAAACGACCAGUAAGUUCAUUUGCAAUGAACUCAGAUGCAUCAUCAAUUGGCUCAAUGCAUAAUUUUUCUAAUCGAUUACAACAACAACAACAACAACCAGCAAUACUAGUCAGACCGCCAGUACGACCUCAAAUAAUCUCAAGUCAAUAUUCUUCAACUGGUACAACUGAUUCCAUUGCUUCUUCGUAUCGUCCAGUGGAUCCAAAGAAACAACCAGCUCCAUUACGAUCACCAACAUUUACUGACUCAUCAUCAUCAGCUAAAUUUUCCAUUGAAUCUCAACAGCAACAGGAAAUUCAAGUACCCGAUGAACUCAUUCAACAUCCAACUAUAAUGAAAUUACAAAAACAAAAUUUUCACCGUUUAUUAUCCAGCGCUACAUCGACAACUUCGUCAAUAUCGACAGCUAAACAACGAGUUAUACAAAUAAAUUUAGCUGGUAACAAUAGCCGAACGACAGCAACAAAUGUCGAAAUGCAAUCAACAGAACAGGCGUCAGAUACUCAACGAGCUGUUUUACAUCAACGUAAACAAGCAUUAAUGAAAGCAAUUCAAAGUAUAAACAAACAAAUGGAAGAGCUCGACAUGCAGUGA
Molecule: messenger RNA, 1707 nt
Organism: Rotaria socialis
Lineage: Eukaryota; Metazoa; Rotifera; Eurotatoria; Philodinida; Philodinidae
Source: the annotation of a GenBank genome assembly